CAUCAACAAACCACAACAAUUCACGCGUCUUUCUGUUUCCGAUCCUCAGAUAUCACGCUGACUUGAUCCCGUCCAUGUCAAAUCCAAAGUCAUUCUCAGCUCAGGGGCGUGGUCUCAAGUUUGAGACGAAAGCCGACAUUGAACCAUACCUAAAACAAAUCAAAGAUAUCGACGGGAUCGAAGAAAUUCAUUUAGGCGGCAACACAUUCGGGACAGAACCGUGCAUUGCACUUGCGGAGACCCUCAAAGGGGUUAAUACGCUCAAAGUCGCUGAUCUUGCAGACAUAUUCACUGGGCGUCUCAUCUCCGAAAUACCACCUGCCCUCCAAGCGAUCUGUGAUGCCCUCACACCCAUGACGUCUUUGGUCGAGCUUGAUCUCAGCGACAAUGCGUUCGGCGGCCGAUCGGCUGAGCCAAUGGUCAAUUUCCUCACCAAUAAUCGCUCGUUCCAGAUCCUCAAAUUGAACAACAAUGGGCUUGGUGUAUGGGGUGGUACAACUGUAGCUAGCGCACUUCUGGAAUCUGCCAAGCUAUACCGGAAGGAGGGGAAGAUCUCGAACCUUCGUGUUGUUGUAUGUGGGCGUAAUCGUCUCGAGAACGGCUCAGCACCACAUUGGGCAGAGGCCUUCGCUGCUCAUGGGACACUAAAAGAAGUAAGGCUGCCUCAAAACGGUAUCCAAGUGGAGGGCAUAACGGCCAUUGCCCAAGGGUUGGCAAAGUGUCCCAAUUUAGAAAGUCUUGAUCUGCAAGACAACACUGCGAAGGAGAAUGGGACGCGUGCUGUCGCCGUAGCCCUUGCAAAAUGGCCAAAUCUCCGCUCGCUCAAUCUUUCGGAUUGUCUGCUUUCCACGCGGGGUUCUUAUGCACUAGCAUCAGCCUUGGGCAGGGGACAUACCCCUAAGCUCGAAACUUUGCGGUUACAGUACGGCGAGAUGAAUGCCACAGGAAUCAACGUUCUGGCACAAGCAAUUUCCGAUCACCUACCAAAUCUCGUUACACUAGAACUCAACGGAAACAAAGCGAACCCAGAGGAUGAGUGCUUCACGAACGUAAGGGAUGCGCUCGAAUGCCAUAACCAUGGUGAUGCAUUGGAUGAUUUGGACGACAUGGAGGACUCGGAUGAGGAAGAAGAAGAGGAGCAUCCAGCGGUGGCAGUGGCUGAGGAAUUGGAUGCGGCUGAGGCUGAGAAGGGGCAAGCUGCUGCAACGGAAGAUCCUGCAGAUGAGUUAGCAGCCAUCCUGAAUAGGGUUCAGUUGGGAUGAGGAUGAAAUGGCCGGCAUGGCGUAGAGUACACCGUAUAAUAGGAACAUAGGGUGACAAGAUUAUAGUUCAUAUUCUGCGGACAUCAAUGUGUGUGAUAAGCAAAAUCUCACAAACAGCUGCCACUGCAGUCACCAGUUUGCGGAGACAGCCUGCGUCACUUAUAAAUUCGCGGUUGUCGCCUUUUGGUGCCCAUCCGGUUGCACACAAGCGUAUGGAUACUGGGGAAAGGGGGCUUUUCUUUUUCUUUUUUUGUGGAACCACUGUAGCUUUCGCGGUGUGCAUGUGGUGACCUACACUGAGGUUUAU
Messenger RNA from Cantharellus anzutake, 1569 nucleotides. Its product is annotated as Ran GTPase activator. The record is from RefSeq and is a predicted model, not a curated record. Gene Ontology annotation, biological process: activation of GTPase activity; nucleocytoplasmic transport. Gene Ontology annotation, cellular component: nucleus; perinuclear region of cytoplasm; cytosol. NCBI's taxonomy places the organism in Eukaryota, Fungi, Basidiomycota, Agaricomycetes, Cantharellales, Hydnaceae. The coding region runs from base 75 to 1262 and encodes 395 amino acids. Gene Ontology annotation, molecular function: small GTPase binding; GTPase activator activity. The transcript is spliced from 2 exons.